Messenger RNA from Echinops telfairi (small Madagascar hedgehog), 1239 nucleotides. It is a transcript of the gene DNMT3L, whose product is annotated as DNA methyltransferase 3 like. Bases 1 to 1239 code for a protein of 412 amino acids. NCBI's taxonomy places the organism in Eukaryota, Metazoa, Chordata, Mammalia, Afrosoricida, Tenrecidae. Gene Ontology annotation, biological process: negative regulation of transcription by RNA polymerase II. Gene Ontology annotation, cellular component: nucleus. Gene Ontology annotation, molecular function: DNA binding; enzyme activator activity; DNA (cytosine-5-)-methyltransferase activity, acting on CpG substrates. The record is from RefSeq and is a predicted model, not a curated record. The transcript has 12 exons.
AUGACGCUGAGCUUGGAGCCCCAAGGGGGGCCUGGCCCCGAUCUAACCAUUGAUCUGGACAGUCUGGACAAGGAGCAGUGGGGGCCAUCCUGCGUCACCUUCCUGGACCUGGAGGACCACACCAUGGACGUCAUCUCGGUGGACUCCAACGAGCUGUCAUGUCCUUCACCCCGACUUGACAGAGAUCUUAUUGCCCAUGAAGUCAGGGUUAAGCAGAGACGCAUAGAAGACAUCUGCAUCUGCUGUGGGAGCUUCCAGGUCUCGACAGAACACCCUCUCUUUGAGGGAGGCAUGUGUGCUUCCUGUAAGAACAAGUUCCUGGAAUCCCUCUUCCUGUAUGACAAUGAUGGGUACCAGUCCUACUGCUCCAUCUGCUGCUCGGGCGAGACCCUGCUCAUCUGUGAAAACCCGGACUGCACCCGCUGCUACUGUUUCGAGUGUGUGGACACGCUGGUCAGCCCCGGGACCUCGGAGAAAGUGCAGGCCAUGAGUAAUUGGGUGUGCUUCCUGUGCCUGCCCUUCCCAAGCAACGGGCUGCUGCAUCGAAGGAAGAAAUGGCGGGAUCGCCUGAAGGCUUUCUACGACCAGGAGAUGGAGAGUCCUUUUGAAAUGUACAAGACAGUGCCUGCGUGGAAGAGAGAGCCAGUCCGGGUGCUGUCCCUUUUUGGGGACAUCCAGAAAGAGCUUGUGAGCCUGGGCUUUUUGGAAGGAGGCUCGGACCACGGGCACCUGAAGUACCUGGACGAUGUCACCAACGUCGUGAGGCGGGAUGUGGAAGAGUGGGGUCCUUUCAACCUCGUGUACGGCUCGACGCCUCCUCUUGGACACGCCGUUGAGCGGCCUCCCGGGUGGUACCUAUUCCAGUUCCACCGGGUGCUGCAGUACGCACAGAGCCAGGCCCCCCGCGGGCAGCCCUUCUUCUGGAUGUUCGUGGACAACCUGGUGCUGACCGCAGAUGACCGGAAGGUGGCUGCUCGCUUCCUGGAGAUGGAACCUGUGACCAUCCAGGAGGUCUGCGGCCAAGUCACCCAGAACGCUGUGUAUGUGUGGAGCAACAUCCCCGCCGUGAAGAGCAAGCACGCAGCGCUCACUGCUGAGAAGGAGCUGUCCCUGCUGGUUCAGGACAAGCCCAGGGCCAGGCCCCCUGCCCCGGCACCCGCCGCCCUGGUGAAGAGCUGCUUCCUCCCUCUGCGAGAAUAUUUUAAGUAUUCUUCCACUGCGCUCCCUUCCCCUCCAUAA